Messenger RNA from Chlorella variabilis, 2481 nucleotides. RefSeq lists its product as hypothetical. Lineage: Eukaryota; Viridiplantae; Chlorophyta; Trebouxiophyceae; Chlorellales; Chlorellaceae. The record is from RefSeq and is a predicted model, not a curated record. The coding region runs from base 1 to 2481 and encodes 826 amino acids. Gene Ontology annotation, biological process: retrograde transport, endosome to Golgi; intracellular protein transport. Gene Ontology annotation, cellular component: late endosome; retromer complex; retromer, cargo-selective complex. The transcript is spliced from 27 exons.
AUGGUUGAGCCCACCUACCUGCCCGAGGAGCAGAAGGCAUGGCUCAAGGACGCCAGCAACGCAGUCAAGCGCCACGGCUUCUACCUGCGCAAGGCCAUUGACGAUGACAACAUGAAGGAGGCGCUGCGCUACUCGGCUGCCUUGCUGGGGGAGCUUCGCACCAGCCUGCUGAGCCUGUCUGCCGCCUGGUUCGAUGGUCUACCGCAGAUCUUUUUCCGUGAUGAGAGCGGCAAGGGGCGCAGCCAGGCCGACCUGUAUGACCUGGUGCAGCACGCCGGCAACAUCGUGCCACGCCUAUACCUGUUGUGCACGGCGGGGGCAUGCUACAUCCGUGGCGGCGAGGCCCCUGCCAAACUCAUCCUGCGGGACGUGGUGGAGAUGUGCAAGGGCGUGCAGCACCCCACCCGUGGCCUCUUCCUGCGUGCCUACCUAGUGCAGGCAAGGGCACCUUGGCAAGCGGGGGGUGGGGUGUCAUGCGUGGGCUGCUGCCGGAUACCGGGUCGCAGUAUGAAGGAGAAGGCAAAGGGGGGCAAUGUGAUUGAUGCCAUCGAGUUCUUGCUGGUGAAUUUUACAGAGAUGAACAAGCUCUGGGUUCGCAUGCAGCACCAGGGCUCUGCUCGAGAUCGAGAGCGGCGCGAGCGGGAGCGCCAGCAGCUGGCAGACCUUGUGGGCAAGAAUCUCACCUAUCUGUCCCAAUUGGAUGGGCUUACCUUCCCGCUGUAUAAGGACAUUGUGCUGCCCAGGGUGCUGGAGCAGGUGGUAAGCUGCCGGGACGACAUUGCGCAGCAGUACCUGAUGCAGUGCAUCAUCAUGGUGUUCCCAGACGAGUUCCAUCUGGGAUCACUUCAGUCGCUGCUGGGCGCAAUGCCUCAGCUGCAGCCGGGGGUGCGGGUGCACAUCGUGCUGUCGCUGCUCAUGGACAGACUAGCCAAUUAUGCUUCUGGGGACAAGGAAGUUGUGGAGGAGAUGAACAUGGUGGAUGCGUUUGGGCAGCUGAGCGUGGUGGCACUCAAGGUUGUGGAGCAGCACCCUGACAUGCCCGGCGCCGAUGUGGCGGCCAUGUACAGCGCCCUGUUGGGCUUCAGCGGCACAGUGUACCCCGACAAGCUGGACUUUGUGGACCGAGUGCUGCAGACCUGCCACAACGCCCUCCAGCGCCGCGGACCCAUCACUGAUGGCAAGGCCGAGAAGCAAGUGGUGGCGCUGCUAUCCACGCCACUGGACAAGUACGAUGCCGUCACGGUGCUGGGACUGGCGCACUACCCCAGCGUCAUGGAGCUGCUGCAACCGCGCAUGAAGCGAGAGAUGGCGACCAAGAUUGUGCAGACGCUGCUGAAAAGCGGCACCAAGGUGUCCACCGUUGGGCAGGACAUAGCGGAGGACCAGCAGCUGCUGGCGCGGCUGGUGCACAACAUGCAGGCACUAGAAGGCGACGCGGAUGGGCAGUAUGAUAUGCUGGUGGCGACACAGGCCUUCAUUCUGUACGAGGAGAGCAUCCCGGACAGCCGGCAGGAGGUGCGGGCGUUGCAGAGCAUCAUGGGCACCCUCAACAGGCAAGUGGUUGCAGCAUGGCACAGUAUGGUGUGUUAUGUUUUUGGCGGCGACGAGCGCGCCGCCCUGGCGCACAAGGCCUCCUCUUACUGUGCUAAGCUGCUGAAGCGUACUGACCAGUGCCAAGCGGUGCUGGCCUGCAGCCACCUGUACUGGCAACCGCAAGUUGAGGGCAAGCAGGCCGUGCAGGAUGAGCAGGGGGUGCUUUCGUGCUUGAAGCGCGCGCUGAAGAUUGCCAAUGCGGCACAGCAGCAGCUGGCGGUGGCAGGGAAGCCGGCACGGGGCGCUGAUGCAUCGGCUGGCCCUGCCGCCGCCUCCUCCCUGUUUGUGGAGAUCCUCAACCACUACCUCUACUUCUUCGACCAGGGUUGCCAGCUCAUCACCACCGCAAGCCUGCUGGAACUGGUGGCCAAUGAGAUGGCGGCAGAUGCCUGCAAGGACAACGAGGCGCUCCAGGUAUUCUACAUCAACACGCUGGCGCACAUCAAGCAGCAGAAAGCCAAGGGGGGCGAGGCAUCGGCCAAGUACGACGGCCUGCAGCUGGCGGCGGGAGAGUACGAGGAAAGCCACAUCACCAAGCCACCGCGCAAAUCCUUGAACAUGCCCUUUGCCGUGGGGCAGGAGGAUGGUGCCGCCUUUGUGGCGCAGAUGUGCGGCGACGGCGUGCAGGGCUCUGCAGAGGCGGCAGCAUUGCUAGAGGCGGCGGGCUACUCUGGCGUGGCACAGAUGGAGGGCGGCUAUGUUGGCUACACACAGGUGUGGUCGCCCAGCGGCAAGCGGCGGCCGCCAGCUGGGCGCUGGGUCAGCACGGGCAAGGAAGCCCUCAAAAGCGGCCUGGAUUUGAGGGACGUCGCGAUGGCGUACGAAGAGGGUGGCAAUAUGAAGGUUGCGCGCUACGCAGAGGGCCUGCCGCCGGGGGAGUCGCUCUGA